AUGGAGCCUGAGACUCGAGCCACUUCCUUUGAGAAGGAUGCCCCCAAGACAAAGGACAAUGCUCCAAAGGGCAAGACCAGAAGCAAUUCACUCUUCUCCAUCAGCUCUGGCUUCACUUUCUUUGCUCUUCCUGGAGGAACUAGCUCCUCGUCUUUCAGUCUUGACUUCAAAAUACUCGGUACAGACUUUGCAGACGAAUUCUACGAAAUUUUAUUCAACGACCUCUUUGCCCAGAUCUUCGCCGUCGCUCAUUCAGCCUUUCAUCCUGGCGACGUCUCUAAACCCCCUCGGACUUCUCUUUGGUUGAGAGAGUACCCGGAGGAAUUUCUCAAAUAUGUCGAGCUUGUCGCUUACCCUGAUGCACGCGCAGGGGCGUGGGGUAGACUUCUUAGUGAUGGAAACGAGAGAGUGAACCUGAUUAUCGCAAUCAUUUACCAGGUACUCGACAAGAAAGUGUUCUCGCCGUUGCUAUUUGGAGCUAGUUCGGGACAUGAUGAAGCACUAAAGAAGAUCGAUACUGCACUCAUCAAUGUAGAAGGAUUCCAACGAAGUAGCCUUCGCUCCCAUACCACCCGAACGUGGCUCCGAAUGUCCAAUGGAGAACCUCCCCGAUUUUGGGAAGAGGUUGAUAAGUUGUGCACCCAGACGAUGGCCAUGUUACUUCCUUUCUUCACCUACACGAAAGGGGCCACCAACUCCGACUCUAUCCCCACAUCAGAGCUGUACCAGCUAUAUCAAGCACUGCAUGAUGUAAUUGCAUUUGCCGGUUGGGUCAGUGUAUGCAUACGCAUGUCGCCUGCUAUCGUCUCAUGGGAUUGGACCCUCCCUGGAGAACCGUUCUCAAUGGACCUCGUCAACCACUGUCACGAGGCAUACGAAGCCUCAAAGAGGGCAGCGCAUGAUUACCAUGCGCGUCUCGGCAACUUCAGUUCCCAUGAGAAGACUUUUGCGUCACCUGCCAGAGUCAAGAUCUCAGUGACACCUCGCAUCGUUCGUCACAAGCCCAACCCAAAGUCAAUGGCAACCCAGGGUGUCAACUCUUACACGUUGAUGGAGCCCCACGUGGUAUACUACGAAGGAUUCUACAACAAGACGGAUGAGAGUAGAGCGUUCAUUAGUCUUCACGAUUACAUACAGAUGCUGCGGGAUCGGAAUUGUGUUCCACGUUAUACUGCAGUUUCCAUUAUUGCUGUUGUGCUGUUUUUCCUCUUCAUUUGGUUGGUUUGGUAUUCUUCCUUGGUUGAGCAACUAUGGCAUGUGGUGCAGCCUUUGGUACAGUUGGGACAAGAUAAUGGGCCUUGGGUGAUGGAGGACGUCACAGACACUACACUCACUAGCACUCCUACAAUGUCUGGUUAUAUAUAG
Messenger RNA from Fusarium coffeatum, 1365 nucleotides. RefSeq lists its product as uncharacterized. NCBI's taxonomy places the organism in Eukaryota, Fungi, Ascomycota, Sordariomycetes, Hypocreales, Nectriaceae. Bases 1 to 1365 code for a protein of 454 amino acids. The transcript has 3 exons. The record is from RefSeq and is a predicted model, not a curated record.